AGCAUUAAGAAAUAAAUUAAGAACAAAAAUAUUUUAAAGCAAAUCAUUGAAAAAUCUAAAAUAAAUUAUAAAAGUAUGGGAUCAUCUAACGUUUGUGAUUUACCUGACGAUGUUCACGAUCCCAUUUACAUGGACUGUUAUCGCAGAUCUUUGGAAAAUCCCGAAGAAUUUUGGGAUGAGCUAGGACGCCUAGUUGAUUGGUUUAAGCCGUGGGAUACAGUUUUAGAUAAUUCGAACGCUCCCUUCACCAAAUGGUAUUCAGGUGGUUACUUAAAUGCCUGCUACAAUGCUGUUGAUCGCCAUAUAUUGGCAGGUAAAGGUACGAAAGUGGCUUUAAUACACGACAGUCCAUUGACAAACACAAUACGUCACGUCACCUAUCAAGAAUUGUAUGAUAAGAUAAAUAAACUGGCUGGCGGUAUCGCCAGCUUGGGUGUCAAGCGUGGUGACAAGGUGGUAAUUUAUAUGCCUUUGAUACCAGAAGCUAUUGUGGCUAUGUUAGCCACCGCUCGUCUUGGUGCCAUACAUUCGGUAGUGUUUGGUGGCUUCGCAGCUAAUGAACUAUGCACGCGCAUCGAACAUGCAAAGCCUAAGAUUAUUAUAGCGGCCAACUGUGGCGUUGAGCCGGGUAAAAUUAUACCGUAUCUUGAUAUUUUGCAUAACGCUUUAUGUAUAUCAAAAUGGAAGCCGACUUGCAAUGUUAUAUUUCAACGCAGCAAAAUUCUGACUUCCACCUUGAAAGAGAAAACCGACCUUGACUGGGACGUACUGCAGGUGUUAGGUGAACCCGUAGAUUGUGUACCAGUCGAAGCCAACGAUCCUCUGUACAUACUAUAUACGUCAGGCACAACAGACAAACCAAAGGGCGUGCAACGGCCUAUUGGCGGUCAUUUGGUGACUUUAAUGUACACCAUGAAAAUGAUUUAUGGCGUUAAUCCGGACGAGGUGUGGUGGGGUGCCUCAGAUUUGGGCUGGGUAGUGGGCCACUCAUAUAUAUGCUAUGGACCGUUAUUAUAUGGCGCUACAAGUGUUAUGUAUGAAGGCAAACCGGACCGCACACCAGAUGCAGAACAAUAUUAUAGGAUAAUAGAGCAACAUCGUGUAGUUUCUCUAUUUUCGGUACCUACAGCUUUUCGUGUUUUACGACGUACUGACCCUGAUUGCGAAUGUGGUAAAAAGUAUUCCUUGAAGUCCUUGCGUUCAAUUUUUAUUGCUGGCGAACAUUGCGAUCUUGAGACAAAAGGAUGGAUUGAGAAAACCUUCAAAGUUCCGGUGCUCAACAAUUGGUGGCAAACAGAAACUGGAUCCGCCGUUACUGCCACUUGUAUGGGCUUCAAACACAGCCUUAAUCCACCUAAGUUCACUACUGGUUUACCUUUUGUGGGUUACAAUAUUAAAAUAUUACAACCAGACGGUACCGAAUGUCAAACCUCCAAGUUGGGAAGAAUAGUGCUCAAGCUACCUUUACCUCCCGGUAACAUGUCAACUUUAUAUGGCAACAACGAAUUAUAUAAGAAAAUCUAUUUUAGUAAAUAUCCGGGUUAUUAUGACACUAUGGAUGCGGGAUAUAAAGACGAAAACGGUUACAUAUAUGUAACGGCUCGAGACGAUGAUAUCAUCAAUGUGGCUGGUCAUCGCAUUUCUACUUCUAGCUUAGAAGACGCUGUAUUACGCCACCCGGACGUAAUGGAUGCCGCGGUGUUUGGCGUACCUGAACCCACCAAAGGUCAGGUUCCUUUAUGCCUUUUUGUUCCACGUGCCGAAUGUGCAAAGUCAAAUGUAAAAGUAGCUGCCGAAAUCAUUCAAAAUAUUCGCAAUAUCGUGGGACCUAUAGCCUCAUUCCGCUUAGCCGCUCCCGUUCAUGGCUUACCCCGCACACGUUCGGGUAAGACAAUGCGGAAGGCUUUAGCCGAUUUCGCUAAAAACGAACUUGUAGUUUUGCCUGCCACAAUCGAAGAUCCCAGCGUAUUCAAAGACGUACGUCGUGCUCUGCAAAGCCUAGGGUACGCGUUAAAUACCCCUGAACCAAUUACAGAGAAAAAUGAUUUGAAUCAGUAACGUUUUUACCUAUUUUCUCUCAUUAUUAUACAUAUUUUGUAAUUUAAUGUAUCUUGUUAUUAAUUCGUGUCCCCACAUGCAUAAUCGUUUAAUUAUAUACCGACAAUAAUUACAUUAAAUGGUUGAUAAGA
Molecule: messenger RNA, 2189 nt
Organism: Glossina fuscipes
Lineage: Eukaryota; Metazoa; Arthropoda; Insecta; Diptera; Glossinidae
Product: acyl-CoA synthetase short-chain family member 3, mitochondrial
Exons: 6
Coding region: 76-2058 (660 amino acids)
Source: RefSeq, a predicted model, not a curated record